AUGUUCCCUCGAAGCGGGCCAGUCCCAUCCCACCGAAUCACCAAACGGGUCAUCCCCCUCUCGAAUGCUCCCCGUGGUCCAAAGCUCCGACGCAUGCUGCCCGUCGGCACGCAAGUCAACCUCCCCGCUGGAAAACCAACGCAUCGUCCACAGCUGCUGAAGGAGGUGGCGAACCCUUGGGAUCAGUAUCAACAAGGCUUUAACCUGGAUCAGGCUGGUCCGGGAAUCCUAGUUAAUGCCAAAAACGAUUCUUUCGACGAGAUGAUUGCCAAGCGAGCCGAGGUUGAUAAUCAGGAAUGGCUGUCCAAGCUGAAGCCGAUUGCACAUAAGAAUAUCGUUAAGCUGUGUGAAGCGCUCUAUCACGAAGGGGCAAUUUUCCUCUUCUAUGAAGUUAUGGAUGUGUCACUUGCUGAUAUAUUCAGUACACCCUAUGGGAUCCUGCGGCCCUACCAGGUCGCAGCGUUCUGCAAAGAAAUCUUGAACGGAUUGGAUUUUCUUCACGCUCAGCAACUUGUGGCGGGAGAGCUCUGCGCGGAAAAUGUUCUUCUCUCCGUCAACCCAGUGGCUGUUAAGAUCGGAAACAUCGGUGCUACCAUGCUUACCCAUGCAGCCCUCAAAGUGGCCCAGGAUGAUAUCCGUGCUCUGGGCCAAAUUAUUGUUCGGUGCUUGGAGGCACCCAAUGCUCUCCGCGGCGCUGAUGCCUUGACCCCUGGCAGAUGGGAGGCUGCCAUGAGUGAGUUCCAGAUGCUCACUAAGACGAGAUCAGUAGCGGAGCUGCUCCAGCAUGGUUUCGUCCAGCGGUCGCCAGGCCCCAAAUGCCUCAGACUGUUUAUCCGAGCUGCGCGAGAGUCGGCGCCAAAGAGUGUGGAGAUCCGUCCUGAUAGAGAAGAUAAUAUAACUAAUCAAAUCUAUCCCGCGCCUCACGCUCUGGAGUCACGUGUUUGGAACACGCGUGGCAUCAUCGUGGUUCUGCCGCUGGAUCGUUCGGCCCUCAAGAAUUUGCUCCCAUUGACUCAUCCAGGGAGGCGAAAGGAGCCAUUUACCGCGCCGUGGGGAGCUGGCACAUAUGCUCGUGGAGAGUACAAGCGGUGGAGGUGGCGAGAUUUUGAAGUCACAGCGUCCGGAUUCGCGCCUUCUUUCCUCGGCGGGUUCAGGGUUGUUCGGGAGAAAGUCCUUUGGUCCAUACUGCUCGAUGAGCCCCUCCUUCUUCAAUCGACAGUCAGAAGACGCAGACAAUGUUGGGCCGCUGAAACACUUACUACAUCUUCUUCCUUGGGCGGAAACCAUGUACUCGUUGGGUGGGAGUUGUAG
This is a messenger RNA of Histoplasma mississippiense, 1311 nucleotides long. RefSeq lists its product with no specific name. Gene Ontology annotation, molecular function: protein serine/threonine kinase activity; ATP binding. The transcript has 4 exons. Gene Ontology annotation, biological process: protein phosphorylation. The record is from RefSeq and is a predicted model, not a curated record. Gene Ontology annotation, cellular component: cytoplasm. The coding region runs from base 1 to 1311 and encodes 436 amino acids. NCBI's taxonomy places the organism in Eukaryota, Fungi, Ascomycota, Eurotiomycetes, Onygenales, Ajellomycetaceae.